GCAGCUAGGCAAAUGAAUGGAUCUCUUGCUGUUUUUUGCCAGAAACCGGUUUAGAAUUCGACGAAAUCAUAUAUUGGAAGAUGCUUUCAGUCAGAUGAGUGCAUUGUCUGAAGUUGAUCUUCGAGGAUCGAUACGUGUGUCUUUUGUUAAUGAAUUUGGAGUUGAGGAGGCAGGAAUUGAUGGUGGUGGUAUUUUUAAAGAUGUCAUGGAGAACAUUACACAGGCAGCCUUUGACGUGCAGUAUGGUUUAUUUAAGCAAAUUGCUGACCAUUUGCUCUACCCCAAUCCUGGUUCGGGAAUGAUACAUGAGCAACAUCUCCAGUUUUUCCAUUUCCUCGAAGUUCUUUUGGCAAAGGUCAUGUUUGAAAGCUACUCUAUACUGGAAUAA
Molecule: messenger RNA, 388 nt
Organism: Cucumis sativus (cucumber)
Lineage: Eukaryota; Viridiplantae; Streptophyta; Magnoliopsida; Cucurbitales; Cucurbitaceae
Product: E3 ubiquitin-protein ligase UPL6-like
Exons: 5
Coding region: 17-388 (123 amino acids)
Biological process (GO): ubiquitin-dependent protein catabolic process; protein polyubiquitination
Molecular function (GO): ubiquitin protein ligase activity
Source: RefSeq, a predicted model, not a curated record